Molecule: messenger RNA, 637 nt
Organism: Mercenaria mercenaria
Lineage: Eukaryota; Metazoa; Mollusca; Bivalvia; Venerida; Veneridae
Exons: 4
Coding region: 125-508 (127 amino acids)
Source: RefSeq, a predicted model, not a curated record
GUUAACUUUAAAAGCACUAGCUGUUACUGAAUUGUAAAAAGACCUUUCUUAUAAACUCAUUUCAGUGUUACUGAAGAUAAUUAUUUUUAUUCAUUUUCAGGCACUGGUAACAAUUCCAAAGACAAUGCUGUCUGGGAUAAGUGGUGGGUUAGACACUGAAUGUGAUGACAGCUAUGGAACAUGUAGUACCGUUGAGGAUUUAGAUGACAGCUGUGGUAACACAUGUACGCAAGUUGAAGAUCAUAUAGUACCAGAAAAAGUAGCAUGUAAUGCAGGAGAGAACAGUAAAAGCAGCACUAUCGAAAACAGCAGGAAACGCAAAAGUGCUAUAAAAUCACCCAGUACUGACAUUGACGAAGAUUUCCAUUCAAAACUAUUAAAAAUUGAAGAACGGAAACUGGAAAUAGAGGAGGAAAAGUUAAGGCUCCAAAGAGAACAACUAGAGGCUAUCAAACAAAUAGCAUUUGUUUUGCAAAGUUCACAAUUAGACAAUAUUUUACAACUUUAAAUUUAUGCCUGUGUAAAGGACUUUUGGUGUGAUAUAUAAGAGAGAUUUGUUAGUCAGUCAGUUGUUUUUUUUUUGCAAAUCUGAUAUAUCAAUGUUAUAAAGUAAUGAAAUAAAAAAUAAGUAGAGUGA